CAUCUUUGAUCUGGUGGAGUUAUUACUAUGAGCUAAGCUCACCCUUCCGAACUGAAAAAAAUUAUGGACAAGAAGUUAUCAUUAAAAUUAAAUGGUGGCAGACAUGUCCAAGGAAUAUUGCAGGGGUUUGAUCCCUUUAUGAAUCUUGUGAUGGAUGAAUGUAUGGAGAUGGCAACUAGUGGACAACAAAACAAUAUUGGAAUGGUGGUAAUACGAGGAAAUAGUAUCACCAUGUUAGAAGCCUUGGAAUGAGUAUAAAUAAUGGCUGUUCUGCAGAGAAAUCCAUGUCCCGUCUCCAAUGAGCCUGUUUUACUAUGAUGUCAAAAUCUAGUCUUGUACAUUUUCAUAUUCAACUUUUUGUUAAAUAAACUUUUCUAAUAG
This is a messenger RNA of Otolemur garnettii (small-eared galago), 381 nucleotides long. Its product is annotated as small nuclear ribonucleoprotein G. The record is from RefSeq and is a predicted model, not a curated record. Lineage: Eukaryota; Metazoa; Chordata; Mammalia; Primates; Galagidae. The transcript has a single exon. Gene Ontology annotation, biological process: spliceosomal snRNP assembly; mRNA splicing, via spliceosome. Gene Ontology annotation, cellular component: U4 snRNP; U1 snRNP; P granule. Bases 64 to 252 code for a protein of 62 amino acids. Gene Ontology annotation, molecular function: RNA binding.